AAAAUCACAUAAGUGAGAAGCAUUGUGACUCAAGUCAUGUGAGAAACUGUCGUGUCAAGUGUGUACUGCGAUAGUUAAAAGUAACAAUACCAUAAGGAAUAGUAAAAAACAGAGGCUGAGAAACGUAGAUGCACUCCUUGUUCGUUAAGUGAGGAUAAACUUUGUCGAGUGAAAUCCCAAACUCUUGACAUCUAAAGUGAGAAGGUUGCUUCUCAUUAUGGGUAUUCUGCUAGCCAAAUUGUGGAGUUUAUUUGGCAAUGAAGAGCACAAAGUUGUUAUUGUGGGCCUGGAUAAUGCAGGGAAAACAACAAUUCUAUAUCAGUUCUUAAUGAAAGAAGUUGUUCAUACUUCUCCAACAAUUGGUAGCAAUGUGGAAGAGGUUGUAUGGAAAAAUGUCCAUUUCAUCAUGUGGGACUUGGGAGGGCAGGAAUCGCUUCGUGCUGCAUGGAAUACUUACUACAACCACGCAGAGUUUCUUAUAGUUGUAGUGGAUAGUACAGACAGGGAGAGGUUACCAGUUACAAAAGAAGAACUAUGGAAAAUGUUAAAUCACGAGGAUCUUAACAAGACAUCUGUAUUAGUGUACGCUAACAAACAGGAUCUUAAAGGUUGUAUGACACCAGCAGAAAUCUCAGAACAAUUGAAACUUACGUCUUUAAAGAAACAUAGAUGGCAAAUACAAGCAUGCUGUGCUCUUACGGGAGAAGGAUUAUAUCAAGGUCUUGAAUGGAUUUAUUACCAGCUGAAAUGUAAGAAAUGACACUGUAGCACCUAGGUAUGAUAUUGUGAUGUACGGUAUUUUGAACACCACCCUAUUCUGACCAUAGUAUCAUGCUGUGACACAGAUGCAGGAAUAAAUAAACAUUUGGUGUUUGGACAGAUGUAUUGUGACAAAACACCUGUGCAGAAAUGACUUCUGCUUUAUAGUAACUCUAUGUUUAAAUAUAUUUUUAGAAUGUGUUGGAAUAACAAACUAAAGAACAAGCAAGUUUAGUGUGACAGGUUGCUUUUCUAAACCUGUACAAGUUAUGAAGAGUAACCAUUAUGUCCAACUGUUUCACUGUACCCACAUUUGUGUUGUACACAGGAACUCCCAAGAUAAAAAGAAAAAUACAGCAUGAAAUACAAUUGUAUGAACCCUCUCUAUAUAUAUGUACACAACUUGUUUCUUUGUACGAUAUACUUCUUGAAGAAAUUUGUUUGUUAAUCAGAAAUGAAUCCAUUACUCUUCUUGUGAUGUGGUAAAAGUGUGAUCUUCAUUCGAGGAUAUGAGGAGCAUCAUAUCCCCAGUAAAGUAGAUUUUUUUUCUACUUUUGAACUGUGAAUGUUGACAACUACAGGAAUUUGUGGGAAAACUUUACCCAGUCUCUUCUGUUUCGCUUAAAUUUAUAAGCAGUUAUGAAGUAUGUGGACUCAACUUGUAUUUCUUUUGUAUAAGACCUAUUACAUCAGCAGUUUUUGUGAAAACUGUUUAAUUAUUUAAGUAGUGAAAGUCUGAAGAAUUGUUAGUUUUACUAACAUUCAUGUGAAUCAACUUUUGUUUUUUUUAAAUAUCCAAGUUUUUGGUGGAAAAAUUCAUUUGUAAUAAGGAACAUUCCUCAACUGGUUGUCACUUUAUCCAAAACAAAAUGUAUACUAUGUAUUUGUUUCUUCCAAACAAAGUUGCUGAAAUAGUAGUGUCUUUUUAAUAUGUUCCUUUUAACACAUGAUAUAUAAGAUUAAGCUUUGUAAGAGUUUUCUUAUUUCAAGCGAGUAUGUAUGUUUGUACUAUCAGUUUUGCAAAUCUAGAAAAUUAUUAUAAAAUUGAAAGGAUUAGUUUUUCUAAAUAAAUUUUUGUUUCCUUAAAUAAAAUAAAUAUAUUUAUUUUGUGAUACUAAAAUUUCAUGACAGAUCAUUAAUGAAGUGGCAUCCAAUGUAAAAAGUGUUGUGGUGUUUUUUUUUCCACUCUUUUUUUUUAAUAUUGUGAGACAGAUUUUAAAAUACUUAAUUAGGAUUUGAAAAAUGUCACAAACUAAGUUUGCUAUAAAAUUUUAAAGUGAGUUCAAGUGUUGGCCUGUCACAAUUUACACUGUGGUCCAACUUAUAUACUAAAGGCUGUCUGUAAUGAUUGCCAAAAUAAGUACAUUCUGACAAUUGCUGGACUGAGCUUUAGAUGAUAACGAGUACGUCUACCUACAGUUUUUUUUACUGAUAAAGCAUUUUAUUUGCUUAUAAAAUACUUGCUAGUGCACACAACAAGAAAGAUAUGAAAAACAUUUGUGGGAAAAUUGUUUGUAAAUAUGGGCAAAAUAAAAAAAAACCAUGAACAAAGAGGGGAAAAAAAUCAUUGUAUUAAGUUAAAAUUUUUGAUAACCUUAAUUUAAAAAACAAACCUACAUGACAGUCUAAUUGUAAAACAAAUUACCUGUGUAUACCAUCCAGAUUUAAUGAAUGAAAUACAUAGUUUAUAACUCGUACAAAAAAUAAUUUUUU
Molecule: messenger RNA, 2472 nt
Organism: Limulus polyphemus (Atlantic horseshoe crab)
Lineage: Eukaryota; Metazoa; Arthropoda; Merostomata; Xiphosura; Limulidae
Gene: Arl5
Product: ADP-ribosylation factor-like protein 5B
Exons: 7
Coding region: 218-760 (180 amino acids)
Biological process (GO): vesicle-mediated transport; intracellular protein transport; protein localization to Golgi membrane
Cellular component (GO): trans-Golgi network; cytoplasm
Molecular function (GO): GTPase activity; GTP binding
Source: RefSeq, a predicted model, not a curated record